Messenger RNA from Saitoella complicata NRRL Y-17804, 597 nucleotides. RefSeq lists its product as uncharacterized. NCBI's taxonomy places the organism in Eukaryota, Fungi, Ascomycota, Saitoellomycetes, Saitoellales, Saitoellaceae. Gene Ontology annotation, molecular function: structural constituent of ribosome. The record is from RefSeq and is a predicted model, not a curated record. The annotation marks the transcript as partial. Gene Ontology annotation, cellular component: mitochondrial large ribosomal subunit; ribosome. The transcript is spliced from 2 exons.
CAACGCUGUAGACAGAGAAGGAGGAGCAUUUAUCCCAGCUGGAUCAACGGAAGGAUGUUCGGAUCAAGAUCAAUACUAUCACGGCUGCCACUCAGUGGGGCGUUUGCACGAGGAGGGGCAAGAACCAUCGCUCAUGCGACACAACGCUCCAUCAUGAAAGUACCAAUAAUCUCAGUCCCACCAGCAGUCCCUACCUCCACUGCUCCACCAGCACAGACCCAACCCCUUGCCGAGACAAUCCGUCUUCUCCGUUCGCAGCCAUCGCACUACAUGACCGUCCACAUCCACAACCGUCCAUACCUCCUCACCCAAGGUGACACCGUCACUGUUCACCGUCUCAAGGAUGCGCCACUCGGGUCUACCCUCAAAUUGACCCGCGUCUCCCAAAUUGGUUCGCGCGACUACACGUUGAGGGCGUCCUUGGAGGACCAUGAGCACAUGAUUGAUGAGAGGUUGUUUACGGUUAAGGCGAGAGUUGUGGAACACACGAAGGGACCCCUGAUUCUUAUCAAGAAGACGAAAAGGAGACGUAGGCACGUUCAUACCGUUAAGCACAAGCAGACGUACACGGUGUUGAGGAUCUGCGAGAUGAAGGUU